Cryptotermes secundus is the source of this 2676-nucleotide messenger RNA. RefSeq names its product probable splicing factor, arginine/serine-rich 7 (gene Srp54). The coding region runs from base 305 to 2359 and encodes 684 amino acids. The transcript has 3 exons. Gene Ontology annotation, cellular component: nucleoplasm. The record is from RefSeq and is a predicted model, not a curated record. Gene Ontology annotation, molecular function: RNA binding. NCBI's taxonomy places the organism in Eukaryota, Metazoa, Arthropoda, Insecta, Blattodea, Kalotermitidae.
UUAAAGGGAGUUAUUGUUACUAUUCAUGAUUGAUUCAAAUUUAUUUACUUUGCAUUAUGCUUUAAAGUUGUUUCAUGCUACCAUUGUUUUAGCAUUUAUUAUUGCUACGUUCGCAACCAUGAAACAUUUGUGUUUACAGCACUUGAAAGGUAGCAGAGUGGCUGAUGAUUCUCAUCCAUCACAGACUUCCACUACAGUUAAGGUUCCCAGAUAAAUCCACGCAUGCAUGGUCUGCUUUCAUGUUUAGCAAACUACAUGGUAUGCCUAUCAUCUGAAUUUUUAAGCAUUAUACACAGUUGUCACCAUGACUGGAAGUAGCAAAGUUGUGCAAAUUACAAAUAUUGCACCUCAAGCCACUCGGGAUCAAAUGCAAACAUUAUUUGGCUACCUAGGCAAGAUUGAAGAUAUAAGACUUUACCCAACUAUACGUGAUGUAGCAGUACCUGUUCAGUCCCGGAUAUGUUAUGUAAAAUUUCAUGAUCCUGUGUGUGUAGGAGUUGCACAGCAUAUGACAAACACUGUUUUCAUAGAUCGAGCUCUUAUUGUGGUGCCUUUCCAAAGUGGCGAAAUUCCCGAUGAACAGAGGGCACUGGAAUUAACGAAUCAGGGGACGAUGGUACCAGGUCUGUUUCCAGCAGAACCAAAACUUCCACCACAUGUGACCAAUCAGCUAGAAGGACUACCUCCUAAUCAAGUAGUGACAACCCAUGAUCCCCGACUAGCAUCUAAUGGAUUACCUCUAUAUCCACCUCUUCCAGCAACAUUGGAUGGUCGACGGAUAGAAGAGAUACGUAGGACUCUCCUUGUGGCUGGGACUGAAAAUUCAGUUUCAACACAGCAAUUAAUUGAUUUCUUUUCUACUGCUGGAGAGGUUAAAUAUGUUAGAUUCUGUACUAGGGAAGGUGAUGUAGAUAGUUAUGCAUUGGUGGAAUUCUCAGACCAAAAUAGCAUAAUUCCAGCACUGCAAAUGAAUGGGAAAGAACUGAAUGGUAAGAGCAUCAAAGUUUACCACUCAACACAAGCAAUAGUUAAACCCCAGACCAAAAGCAAUGAAGCUGCUCAGAGAGAAAUAGAGGAGGCCAUGUCUAGAGUUAAGGAGGCCCAAAAUCUUAUAUCUGCUGCGAUAGAUCCAGUCAUUGGCCUUCUUGCAAAAGAGAAAAAGAGAAGUCGUAGUGGUUCUCGUUCUCGACGCUCUCGAUCGCCUUCACGAGGUAGACGAAGGUCUCAUUCACGUAGUCGGAGAACAAGAUCAAGAUCUAGGAGACGCUCGCGAAACAGAGGAAGGUCUCGUUCUAGAUCAAGGAGAUCACAGUCCAGAUCCAAACGGUCACGCACCAGAUCACGAGACCAGAAGAGAAGGUCCCGAAGCUCAGGACAUCGUCGUCGAAGCCAUUCAAGAUCUCGAUCUCAUAGCAGAAGACGUUCAAGAUCUAAAUCAAGGAGAUCCCAUUCCAAAUCAAAAUCCAGCUCUAAAAGUCAUGAGAAGUCAAAGGAUAAAAAGGAUGACAAAAGAGAAAAGAAGGAUGAUAAAAAGGAUAGGAAAGAUGAGAAAAAAGAAGAAAAGAAAGAUGAUAGGGAAGAGAAAGACUCCAAGAAGGAGAAUGCUAAAAGGGAAGGUGAUCCAGAAGUGAAGUUAGAGGAAACCAAUCAUGAGAAUGAAUCUGCUGAAGACAGUACAAUACACACUGUUGAAGGAAAGAAAGAGAGUGAGUCAGAUAAGGAGAAGGAUAAAGACACAGAAAAAUCAAAAGAGAAAAGCAAAGAUAAAAGCAGAGACAAAAGUUCUCGUGAAAAGUCUAAGUCAAUUCGAGGGUCUUCAAGAUCUCCCUCGAAGUCUCGUCAUCGUUCCCCAAGUCGUCGAAAGAGUAGAUCACCUCUGAGAAAGAAGAGCAGAUCACCUUCUCGUAGGAAAAGCCCACAUUCUAGGCGUAAAAGUCGUUCUCCAGCCAGACGUAGAAGUACUUCUCAUUCCAGAAGAAGAAGUAAAUCUCCAUCUCGUUCUGGUCACAAUAAACAUUCUCCAUCAAGAAGACGUUCAAGAAGUCGGUCAAGAAGCAGGCGUGAUGGUGAUAGGAAGAAAGAUAAAGAAAAAAGUCAUGAGUCAGACAAAAAAGAUAGGGAUAGUGAGAGGGAGAGAAGGAAGCGAGAGAAGAAAGAGACUCUGGAGAGGGAUGGGGAGAAGCCAGCUGGUACUAAAGUACCUCGAAAUUAUGAUGAAGAAGAAGAAGGCUUUGAUGCUGCUGAUAAUGAUAAAGAUGGCAGUGAACAGAGCGAAGGAGAUGGAAGUAUUGGAGAAGACAGGAAUGCAAGUGAUGACCAGGCUAAUACUGAAGAUAUGGAUAUUUCAACUUCACCAUAAUUUUAUCAUUACAUGAAAUUGGUUACUGAGCCAAACAUUCUUUAGAUGGCUAGAAUUAUAUAGACAUUUCCAUGUGGGAUACUGUCACUGUUUCCUGCUUCUUAACUUGGCAUACAGAAAUCUUACUGUGACUACAUAUUACCAUGUAUGCAUUGAUUAGUUAGAUCUGAGAAGUGGCAUGUAAGAAUGUCUGUCUUUGGGUAGUUUUGUCUUAAACUUAAAACACUACAAAUUGAAGUCCAAAUUAGGUAUUGGUGUUUGUAUGAAACAACAGUUGUAAUAAGAUCAUAAUUGAAUAAACAUCAUUACAAAAGUUA